AAAAAAUCCUACUCAUGGAUGUACCGCAUUGGUCACAAUGUCCUACUACAACCAGAGUUAAUAAAAUGGAUAUUUAUUGUACCUCAGUUACAAACCAUAAAGCAACAUCCCUGACCAUUGACACAUUUCUGUCAUCUCACAACAUAUUACCCAUAUCACACAUUACCCAACCCUGUUCUUUUCCCUUCAAAAAGUACUACUUUACAUCACUCAGAUAUAUUUUACAAAAGAGAUUUGUUUUUUAUCAUUAUGGCAAACCCUUUUCCCAUUAAGGUAUACUGGGAUAAUCCGCAAUCCAGCAGCACUCACUUAUUCAGCAAUCAAAACACAGGUGGUGAGUCCCAACAACAACAAUCUACAUGUGCACACAUACACAUAAACCAGUCAUACGCACUGGAUUAAGGGUCAUUGUUAAGCCGCGUCUGGUCAGGGUGUGAGUGUGUGUGCAUGUUUGCGUCCCUUAAACCCUUUAGCCGAGUUCUAAAGUAGCUUAGCAGGUUGCGUUCCUUGGUCCAGCCUACAGUUGGAGCAGUGGUUUGUUGUUACCGUGUUGACAUGAGCGAUGGGUCGCUGCACUCUCAACCGCCGCCAAAACUUUUGGAUGUUUUCUCACACACUGAAGACAGGACUUAGGGGUGGAUUAUCGUCUGUAUAGCAGCAAACAGGAACCGUGUGGUUGCCUUCGUUGUUCUGAUCUCAAAUCCCAGUGCUCCAUCCCGCCGUAAUCCUGCCUACAUGACCAGCCGUAGUCUUACCUACUGACUGCUGAAGGAUGCAACCUGUCCUGGUCCCCUGAGGGCAGCAGGACGGCCGGGCGUCGGGUGGCAGGGAGGGGGCUGAGGGCUGCCCUCACCGGGCGCCCAAGAACCCCUCCAAUCAAGAAGGGGAGCUCGCUCUCAGACGACGAUGAGCGGAUGUCAGUGGGAAGCCGGGGCAGCGUCCGGUCGGAUCUUGAUGCAGUUGGGGCUUAUGGCGGAGGGGACUCCUCGUCACAUAAGAAGUCAAAGAAAAAGAAGAAACAUAAGCACAAAGAUAGGAACGGCUGUGAUGAUGAUUACAGUGUAAUAUCCAGCAGGAGCUCCAGACUCAGUGAUGAAAGCCGAGUGUCUCGCGCCUCCAGGCUAGACCUAACGAGCUCCAGACUAAGUGAUGACACCCGGGUGUCCCGGGCCUCCAGAUUAGACCUGCAGCCGGCGUCUUAUGCUUCCUCUGACUUGUACGGCUUCAAUGGUCUGUCCACUUCCAGAAAACCAGGUUCAACUUUCAAUGGUUACCAGAGCGCCUUGUAUGAAGACUGCAGCGGGUCCCAGCGAGUUUCCAGCUCUCAUCCUCUAGAGUACACUAGUUAUCGCAGCUCCGGCUCCAGAGUUUCCUCCAGGGCCGGUUCGGCCCGCGCCAGCCCAGUGGACAACUGCAGCUCUGUUGCCAGUUUUUUGAGGAGUGCGGCCAAUAGCAGUGGCCUCCACCGAGACCUGGACGAUGUUACUAUUCCUGACUUUUCUGAUGUGGAGGACAGAGAUUAUCUGGAGAAGGGAUCUCGAGCAGCUUCUGCUUUAACAGCAGCAACCCUCCCCUCCUUAGGCGGGACGUCCUCGCGGAGAGGAAGCGGCGAGACGGCUAUAACUGUAGAUGCAGAGACGUCUAUACGAGAAAUCAAGGAGAUUCAUGAACUGAAGGAUCAGAUUCAAGAUGUGGAAACCAAGUACACGCAGAACCUAAAAGAAGUCAAGGAUGUAUUAGUAGAAGUGGAGGAGAAGUACCGUAAGGCCAUGGUGUCCAACGCCCAGUUGGACAACGAGAAGAACAACCUGAUGUACCAGGUGGACACGCUGAAAGACUCGCUCAUGGAGCUGGAGGAACUGCUGUCUGAGUCGCGCCGCGGAUAUGAGGAGAAAGUCAAGGAAUACGAGCGAGAGAAACAUGCCCACUCUGUGCUUCAGUUCCAGUUCAAUGAAAUGAAAGAGACGCUAAAACAAAGUGAAGAGCUGCUCAACGACAUCCGUCAGCUGCGUAUGAAACAGGAAGGUUUUGUUAGAGAAAUAUCUGACCUGCAGGAAACGGUGGAGUGGAAGGAUAAAAAGAUUGGGGCCUUAGAGCGACAGAAAGAAUACACAGAUGCAAUCCGAAUUGAGCGAGAUGAGCUCAGAGAAGAGGUGGUGCAGCUGAGAGACAUUUUGAAGAAACAUGGAAUAGUAUUGGGACCUGAUCUAAACAUCAAUGGAGAGGUUGGUGAGGCAGAAGUGGACGGGUCCCCCAGUGCAGACGCUGCUUCCCAACCGGCUCAGGAUUCACAGGCUUCCCCAGCGGAGGGGAACAGCAUGCUCGGCAACACAGAGGAGACUCAGUUGAGAAGUAGCAGAGAGGAAGAGGUGGAUCCAGAGCGGCAUCAAGAAAUGUUUGAAGAAGCCAAAGAGAAUUGCUUGAGCACUGAUAAUCUCUGUAAUGUUGCUGGUGUUUCCACCCUGGAAACAUCUAGCGAAGAACAGCCAACAGAAGAACAGACGUGCUUAGAAGAAGACAAGAAAAAUGCCACAGAAGAAGACACUGUUGAAGAACGUGGCCUCAGCAAGAACUCAAAUGUUGACAUUAAUGACCGAUCAAUCACAGAGGCCAAAGAUAUAAUCAUUUGCAGCCCUGGGCUUCAAGGGAUUGUAACAAGUUCUGAGAAAAAUGUUCCAGAGAAAGAAAGGCCUGCAGGGGGAGAUUUAGGGGAGACAGAAACCAAAAGCAGUAGUGUUGACACCAAGAGCGAUGACAUUAGAGAGUCAUCUAACAACCUUUUUGAAGAGGGAGAAAACAAACAGGAAGAUGUUGAGGAAAGUCAUUUGAGAAAUACAGAGCCAUGUCCUCAGCAAAUAAUCGUUAUGACGGAAAGUUUACCGGAUCAGUGCGUCCGAGCUGUGGAAAACACCGAACCUCAACCAAAACCUGAUAAUGCAGAAGAUGCAGAGAACGACGAGGCAGGGGAAAUAUCAAGUAAAACUCAGCCUCAGUGCGCUGCUGCUUCAGGGAAAAAGAAGAAAAGGAAGAGGAAAAGCAAAAAGAAAGGAGGAACUCAUGAGGAUACGAACCAACAAAAAGAUGUAACCGAUAAAGAAAGUGACAAAACCGAAAUAGACAUUGAAUCGGCUACAAGAGAGAAAGGGCCAACGGCAGAACCUAAAGUUGAUGGUUCUGUUACUGAAACCCUUAGGGGAUCAGGGGUGGAUCAAGUGAAGAAUGAGCAGCACAUGCAAGAAACUGAGGAGGUAGAUGGAGUAAAAGCAGUGAAACCCACUGAAACCUUUUCUCCCAAUGAAACUCUCAAAGAAUCAAGAAUGGAUGAUGUUACAGAUGGGCACGGCAAGGAACAAACUUUGGGAACUGAGAACGUAGGAGAAGCUGAAGCUGUGGCGACUACUGAAACCUUUUCGCCCAAUGAAACUCUCAAAGAAUCAAGAAUGGAUGAUGUUACAGAUGAACAGAACAAGGAACCAGGUCUGGAAGCUGAAACAGUGGAGGCAGUGGCACCCAUUGAAACCUUUUCUCACGUUGAAACUCUCAAGGAAACCACAGCAGAUCUCAGAAAGGAUGAGCAAGACAAGAAACAAACUUUAGAAUUAGAGAAAGUAGAUGAAGUGGGGUCUAUAACAACUCCUGUUCCAGAGAUGGACCUCAGUACUGAUCUUAUUGACAACUCCAAAGGUGCAGAGAGCUCUGAUGAUCUUGACAAAGAGUGCGCUUUCAGUAAAGAUAACUCUAAAAGUGAAACAAACAUCUCAACUAAUGACGAUGUCAUCCUUACUGAAUUAGAAAAUAUUAAUAGUGCAGAGGAUAAAGUUGGACCUAUUGACGAGAUGAAAUCUGAAUGCUCAACUAAUAACCCCGAAAACACCUUUGAAACAAGCGGUAAUGUUUCAAGCAAUGGUGACUUUGCUGCUGAGGACUCUGAAUCCACCAGCAUUGCUGAGAGUAAGGAGAACAUGUCUGUGUCCCUGUCUUCUACUGAUGGCUUCACCGACGCUCUCAUAAGCUUGUCUGGCUCAGACCUGUCUGCAGCCGUGAACUCAGGCAGCGAUGGCACUCCCAUCAAGGUUUCUGAGGGAGGUCCCAAGGAGACAACUGAGACAGCCAAAGACGACGAUGAGUCAGGAACAGAGAAUGAACAAGAAUCCUUUUCGCCCAGUGUCAUUUCUUCAGCGCUAAAAGCAGACCGAACAGAAAAGGAGGAGCUAAAUGAAGGCUUGAGGGAAGCUGAAGGUUUAAUCAAGCCAGACAGCUCACAUGACGAAAAAAGUGACAGUUGUGACAGUGCAUCUUCAACAAAAAAAACUGAAGCAUUUGACACUGUCAAGAGUCCGCUGCAGACUGUAGCGCAGGCCGAACUAUUGGAUGAUGUAGAAAGCCAGACAUUACAGUGUGAGGGUCAGGUUGAUGACUCAAAUGUUGAAGUGGCCUCUGAGUCAGAAGAGAUCAAUACCAUUGACAUGUUAAAUACACUAGCCUCUCGAAAAGAAGCUACUGAAAUUGGGUCCUCUCCCGAGCAGAACCACAGUACUGAAGCUGUUGCGGAAGAUCCUGAACAUGAAAACAGUCAAAAUGAUGAGCAGAGUGAGACACAGCGACUGCCUGAACCCAGCAAAGACAAGUCUGAGGAUAAUGAUUCAUCUCAACCCACCCUGCAGGGGAGCGAUGAAGACAACGGUGAAGAUGACGAAGGCCUGUCUUUUGAUUUUGAUGACAUGGAUGUCGAGGCGGCUGUAGCGACAAGUCUCUCUAAAAAUCCGGAACAGGAAGAAGUUGAGGAGGGAGUUGAAGUCAUGUCUGAUGAAAGCAGCAAUGGAAUUUCAGUCCAAAGUAAAACGGAGUCCAAUGAAAAAUCACAAGAAGAGCCAGUUGAAAGAAAUGACGAGACGUGUACAGUUGAUGGCGGCAACAAGGUACAUGAACCAGAUACUAUGCCUCGAGACAACCAAAACUCUUUGGCUCAUGAGGACAACACGUCUGAAAAGGGGGAACAUGUGGAAAAUGUGUGUGAAAAGCAGAAACCCAUGCCUGGGGAAGAAGCAGAUGUAGCAGAUGAGCCCAGGCACAUUAUAGAGGAAGGAAAGGUUUUGGAUGUUGGAGAGUUGGGUGUGGUUGCAGAGGACAUUAACCAGGCGAUGUCUCUACCCAUAGAGGAAGGGUUAGAUGCCAUUAAGCAUGAGUUGCAGGGUGAAAAUUUGGAAUUACCAAAGCAUGUAGAACAAGUGGCCAGCAACAAAGAGCCACAGCAGACAGGGAAAGAUGUGAAGAAAAUCAGCAAGAAAGGUAAAGGCAAGGGCAAGGAGGAGUGCAAGAUGUCUUAGCUUAUAGAUGGUAUAUAGUAUAGAUAUAUAUUAUUAGAUCUGCUCUCUACUAGUUUUUACUUAGCUUAGUUUACAAAGUGGUCAAAUAAAUAUGUGCAGAACCUCACAGCACUUUGAUUCUUUCCCAAAUGAAUAUUGGUGUAAGUUUGUAUAUUAUUUUAAUUAAAUCCAUCCAACAGUCUAAGGUCCAAACAUUAAUUUUCAUUGAGGUCAUAUGUGUAAAAAAUAGUUUGUGGAGAGAUGAGGAUGUAAACUGCUUGGUAUUUUUUUUUUUUUUCUUUCUUUCUAUUGGAAAAUACUGUACUUGCUAUAUCAGGUAACAUUAUUUUGUUAUUGAUGCACAUUGAUCAUGCUGCUUGUUAUGUCUCAUGGGUAAUAUUGCUCUGCACCUGUAUCACACAUUUUCUCAUGCUACAAUUCCAGGAUCUCAUUGAUUAAUUUCAUAGGUUCAAAAUAAAAAACAGAUGUUAAUUGGUAAUUCUCAUUAAGGCCCAGUCCACAUGAAUACAGGUAUCCCGUCCACACAAGCACUUUAAAAGAAAAAAAAAAAAGAUUUCUGUCCAAAUGAAAAUGCAGUUGAAGUGCUUUUAAGAGCAUGCCAAACCAACAGGCGGCAAUAUGACCCUAACCCUAAAGCCAUGUCAGCCAAUCGGAGGCUUCAAAAAAGCUAUUACUGUAAGGCUGCACCAACACCUCUGUUUCUCAAUAUAGUGGAAUAGUAACUGUACAUUUAUGUGUAAGCAUGUAAAAAGUCCUGUUAGCAAGGUAAGAACAGGACUAUUUUGGCUAUUAUGUCUGCCAUUGCGCGAAAUGUUGCCUCAUUUGUGACACCACAGAAAGAAGAUAACGAUACACACUGACAUUGGAGGAGUUUUUCAAAAGCUCUGUUUUCAGUGACCUAAAAUGCAGUAUGCGUGUGGACGAAAGGCCAAAACAAAUAGAAAAGGCUAUGCUUAAAAAAAAAUACCGGUGUACAUGUGGACAAGGCCUAAGACCAGCAAAAGGUUGUUACAUGUUCAAGCUGUAAUGUUGAUGGUUAAAAUGAAAAAUGUUUGGAGACCCUGUUCUAUUAUCUGGGAUUAAUACAGCUGUCGUUUGACUUAAACAAAGCCAUUUCCAUCUAUAAGAAUGAAAUGUAUGAUAAAUGUAUGUUUGCAUUUUGUUGCACCUAAUGGAAAAGAUGAAUGUGGUGUGUGUCCACACUGAAAUGCCAAUAAAUACCCUGCUGUUACCAAUUUAAAA
This is a messenger RNA of Perca fluviatilis (European perch), 6569 nucleotides long. RefSeq names its product leucine rich repeat (in FLII) interacting protein 1a (gene lrrfip1a). Gene Ontology annotation, biological process: regulation of transcription by RNA polymerase II. Bases 915 to 5327 code for a protein of 1470 amino acids. The transcript has 20 exons. Gene Ontology annotation, molecular function: RNA polymerase II cis-regulatory region sequence-specific DNA binding; DNA-binding transcription factor activity, RNA polymerase II-specific. Lineage: Eukaryota; Metazoa; Chordata; Actinopteri; Perciformes; Percidae. The record is from RefSeq and is a predicted model, not a curated record.